Molecule: messenger RNA, 3223 nt
Organism: Dreissena polymorpha
Lineage: Eukaryota; Metazoa; Mollusca; Bivalvia; Myida; Dreissenidae
Product: alpha-2Db adrenergic receptor-like
Exons: 4
Coding region: 531-1862 (443 amino acids)
Biological process (GO): neuropeptide signaling pathway
Cellular component (GO): membrane
Molecular function (GO): neuropeptide receptor activity
Source: RefSeq, a predicted model, not a curated record
AUCAAUCGACUGAUCGUUAAACGAGGAAGAUGUACAACUGAUGUGUGCUUUUAAAUUGUUUAAUAAAGGUAAAUGCAAAGCUGUGUGGCUCACGUUUUGUGUGUAUACCUGUGCGUGUUUGUAUUAAUAAACAGAUAGCUAUGCGUCACUUGGUAUUGUUGAUUUCAUACCAUACUUUAACGUUGACUAUUAUUAUCUGAAAUAAUCGUAACAUUUCUUCGUGUAACUAUAUAAGCAUGGAGUUCGGAUAACCAAAUAACGAUGGAUUUGAUUGAAAGAAAAACAACCAACAAGUCCUCUGCUACUCCACACGUGCUGUUCUUUCUUCCUCCUAGAAUGCACGUGACUCCCAUUGUACCAGCAGUCGGAAGUCGGGACUAAUAACUUACAGGUCACGCAUGACCCUGCUAUCCGUGCGUUGUGCAUGUGUUUCUGUGUUUUGUUUGGAUUUGUUUUACCGUUCUUAACAGUUCAUUGCAAGGUGAAAGAAAGUCAAUUUACUCACAAACUUCCUGGAAACCUUUUAAGACAUGUAUUCUGCGAUCCCGAAGGUGUGGCGGGAAGACUUCCCGCAAAAUGUGACACUUGCCCAGCUGAACAAUUCCCUGGUUGAGCUCCAUAUCCCCACAAUCAUUUUCAUCGCCAUCCUGAUGGUUGUCGGCGUUUUGGGCAACAUCCUCGUCGUCUACGUAUAUACCUUCAAAUACUCACCGUCCACAUACCGCUCGUUCAUUUUAUGGCUUGGAUGGAUAGACCUCAUAGCCUGCACAGUUGGGAUGCCUUUAUUGAUCGUCAGUAUGUUGUACCCGUACAUGUUCCCGUCCGAAGCAGCGUGUAAGUCAUUCAGAUUCUUACACGUGUUUUUCGUCGUGGCUUCGGCGUUUAUUGUAAUAGGAAUUGCAAUAGAAAGACACAGAAGAAUUUGCUACCCGUUUUCGGCAGAAAUAACCCCGACAAAGAUUAAAAUAAUGUGCUUUGUAGCUUCAGCUCUUGGAUGUCUAGUGGCUUUACCCGCCAUAUUCGUGUACGGCGACGCAUCAGUUGAUACAGGGGUUCACGGAAUUAAUGGAACCGAAUGCUUCAUUGACCCAAAGUUGAAAGAAUCAAAAUUGCCACAAGGUUACUUUUUGUUCCAGUUACUGCUCACCGUAAUCAGUAUGGUUAUUAUGGGAGUAUUCUACAUACGGAUUGGAAGGACGAUAAUGCGCAGCCAUAGGUUUAUUCGUGAAAAUACAUACAGUGGCAUGCAUAGCAAUACGAGUGGGAAAAAGGAGUGUCCAAAACUGGGUGACUCUAUUCAUGAACAGGAUGAACAAGCGUCAGACGACAAUAACUCAGCAGCAGUUCGUGACGUAAAAUCGCGCGAUACCCGCGAGACAACACCGAACGGAACGUCGUUGAUCACCGUAACUGAAAAGCAAGAUGCGUGUGACAACAAGCGUAACAAAGCUAUCAGAAUAAAAGAUCGCUCAAAAUCACCUAGUCCGGUAAUUGCAGUCCUAACUGCGGACAAAAAAGUUACCAAUCAUGAAAUCAGCAAACCGGAAUCUAACCGGGGUUCAAUGAGCAUCAAGGGACCAAGUCUGCGGACGAAGCAAGUGACCUUAAUGUUGUUCAUUAUAACUGUUGUGUUUGUUGUAAGCUUUGUCCCCCACUUAGUUCUCAUGGUAACGAUUUCCAUAAAAUCCGACUUUCUAAAAGUCAUGUCUCCGGCUGGCGUUGCAGUGUAUAAUCUAUUUCUCCGUUCCUUUGUGAUCAACAACAUGGCAAAUCCAAUCAUCUACGGAUUCUGUGAUAAAAAGUUCAGAGCAGAAUGUGCUAGUGUAGUCUGCAACGUGAUUACGUUUGGAAGAAAAAAAUAGAUUACAGUAUGAAAUAAAUCACAUACUAUACCUAACCUUACAUUUACAUGUACACACAUUAUUCAAGGUAUGACAGUGCCAUUUAUCAUGAACAAUUUGUCAUGGUGUGCAUGGAAUGGCACUUAAAGCCUUCAUACCAGCAUAGUUGUGAAUCAGUCUCUUUGAGGUUUGUUUGUUUUCCACCCAUAUAAACAGAUUUCAUAAAACAGGAUAUUACAAGGUUUAUAAUUCUUUAAUUGUUUCCCGGUCACUAACAGUCUUUAUGUUUUGCUAUAAGCCCCGAUAGAAACAAUUAAAUUGUAUAUCUAAAGUCUUUAAUUGGCAAGAUACAUAACGUCAUAAGUGUCUUGCGGAGAUUAGGUGGUUAUGGGACAACUACACAGACUCGCUUACUGGCUAUAUUUGUUUCUUUAAAUUAGAUGCAUUGUCUUACUGUAUAUUUGAAACCAGUUUUGUCCCGACAUUCUCUGAUAAGGAAUUGUGUGUCUCUUAUAAUAUCAGUAUCAUGUUUUGUAUUGAUUGUAUUGAAAUAGUAGUUUGUAUGCUCACUUAUCCAUUACAAAUGUAUGUGUGUUUUUUGGGGGUUAUGUAUGAGAAAGGUCGUCGAAAAAGGUCGAGUGAGGUCAAAAAAUUGAGUAAGACAUUUAGUUUUCAGUUCGACAUUUUCAUUGCUCAAGUUCCGUAUAUUGAUUGUGUGUCCGAUUUUAUUUGUUGCACUGUAUUUAGUUUCAAUGUGAAACAUAAGUUCAAUAGCAUCAAUGCAAUCCAUUAGUAUUAUUUUGGUACGUUUUAAGGCGACGGCCUCUAAAUAAGUUUGAAGACGGAUUUAAAGAAUAUUUUGUGAUCCAAUCGCUUAUGUGACCCGCAUCAUCCAAAAAUGAGUCUUGUGUUUAUGGGUGCAGUCUGGACAGAGCCACGCAGUCCGCUAUAACGUCACAUCAGAUAGAGUAGUAUUAUUAGCGGACAGGGCGGCUCCAGGUUAUUCUAACAGUAUAAACCGGCCGUAUAUGAAAUACAAUCAAUGUGUGUAUGACGUGGCUUAUAGUUGUCGAAAUUUUGUGAAGGAACUUUAUUGUACUAGUUUAGUCUGUAUAGCUCAUAAAAUGACAUGACAAAAGGUGACCAGAAAGGCCAGCUUUAUAACUGUUAAACGUUGUACAUACUGAAGCCGUCUGUUAACAUCUCUCACAUUUACAAGCGAGUACUCAGUAUUAAUGCAAACGAAGUCUUCUUAGUUGUAUGAACUGUUUAACAUACAUGAUAUUAUAUAUUUGUUCAUGCUAGUCUCAACGAUCCACUUGUUUGUCAUCAUUUAAAGAUGUUUAUUUAUAAAUUGUUUUGAAUAAAUGUGUAAGUUGAAA